Messenger RNA from Elaeis guineensis (African oil palm), 1802 nucleotides. Its product is annotated as photosynthetic NDH subunit of subcomplex B 2, chloroplastic. Gene Ontology annotation, biological process: carbohydrate metabolic process. The record is from RefSeq and is a predicted model, not a curated record. NCBI's taxonomy places the organism in Eukaryota, Viridiplantae, Streptophyta, Magnoliopsida, Arecales, Arecaceae. Gene Ontology annotation, cellular component: cytoplasm. Gene Ontology annotation, molecular function: glucose-6-phosphate 1-epimerase activity; carbohydrate binding.
GGCACCCUAUGCUUGGUCCUUUGCAUGUCGACAAACAGCGUAUGUUAUAUGUUAAAAUUGUGGCUGCAUUCGUUGGUAAAUUGGGCUAUAUGACCCAAUGGGUGCACCCCUUGGUUAUUCCCAUCUCAGGAUUUUUAUCUCUAUUUCGAGGUGCUAACUGUUCAAUUUCUACAAAAUUACCAAUAUUUUCGGCAUUCUACGUAUGCGUAAAUCGAUUUUACUGAAGAAGCCAAUGUGAUAUUUCUUCAUGUGAUCCAUUAGGUAAGAACCGAAAACCGGCGUUCGCAUUGCAAAGGCUGCUAUAAAGAGAAAAAGUGCGUCACUUUGAAGAUAUUUGCGGUAGCUGUCCGUUGCCUGGUAUGGUGAGGCGAGCCAAAAAAAUUGUUAUAAGUGGCCAACUGAUAUUUGAGGUGAGGAGAGGCCUGGAUAAAGACAAGGACACAGACUAUCCUGAAGUGAAGAUAUGAGGCCCCUGUGAUGUGUGGAGGGAGAAGAGAAGUCUCUCAUGGCCUCUCUGCUCUCCCUCCAUCUCCCCAAGCCCAAUCCCAAUUCUCCCAUCAGAGCCUCAUCCUCCUCCUCUCCUUCCGCCGCCACCACCACCACCACCCAAGCCCCUCCACAGAGUCUUGAACAGAAGUUUGGCCGGCAAGGAAUUAAGUUCACCGAAUCCGGCGAUGUCCCCACCGUCGAGCUGAGAGUAAGGAAUGGGAGCUCGCUCCACCUACGUAUACCUGACGGGCUUAUCACAUCCUACAAGCCAAAGGUCUACUGGAAGGAUGAAGGAUUCGAGGAGGUGCUUCACACCGUUGGCGCCGGCGGGCCGGGCACCCCUAGCUCGGUGAAAGGUGGGCUUGGUUUGGUUCUCAAUGAUGUAUCAAGAUUGGAUCCUGAUGGUUCUCCUUGGAGCGCUUCCCAGUGGGCCGUGAAGGAUUCCGACUCGGAUUCCAUCGAUGCGGUGCAGGUUGAAUUGAGCUGCACAAAUGGAGAUGGCUCACUCGAUAUAACAUACAUUGUCUCUCUCUAUCCCCUCAGCAUGGCAACUGCAGUCGUCGUAAAGAAUAAGGGAGCAGAGUCUGUAAAGCUCACAAGUGCCAUAUUGAGCCAUCUCAGGUUCAAAAGCCGGUAUGGCUCCGCUGUUGAGGGUCUCAGGGGCUGCUCCUACUGUGCCUACCCACCUCUAUCUUCUAGCUUUGGUAUCUUGUCUCCAGACGAUGCUAUGGAACCUGAACCUCCCAGUUGGUACUCCUUUCUGGGUUCUGCUUUCAGCAAGGAUAAUGACAAGGAGAUCAAGGAUUCAUGGACUGUAGAGGAUGAUUUGUAUACCAUCUUGAGGGGCAAGCUUAGUCGAGUCUAUACUGCACCUCCAACGGAGAGACUGAAGCGUAUAUAUAGAACUCCACCCUCCAAAUAUACAACUAUUGAUCAGGGUAGCGGGCUUGGAUUUAGGGUGAUAAGGAUGGGGUAUGAUGACAUUUACUUAUGUAGCCCUGGUUCUUUCUCCCGAAGAUAUGGGAAGGACUAUUUCAUCUGCACUGGUCCUGCUUCAAUGCUAGUACCUGUGGUUCUGAACCCUGGGGAGGAAUGGAGAGCAGCACAAGUUAUCGAGCAUGAUAAUUUGUAAUACUUUGUUAUGAAACUGUAAUAUAAUAUCUUUGAUUUAGGGUUGGUUAUUUUCUAUUACCAACACAAAUUGUAUUUAUUGCCUCCAAUGAUUAGUAAUUGUAUUAUGGUACUGCUCUUUCAUGGUGCGACUUAGAUGACUAUAUCUUGCAACAAAAUGUUUUUUUAUGAGAAUUAUUCAA